AUGAACCAGCAGCGCUCGCGUCGUUUCAAGGCCAUCAAGGAGAGCAAGGAGAAGGCUGAGAAGGAGGCGGAGAUCGUGCAGGAGAUGAUCCGCAUGGGCAAGGAGAUCCCUCCGAAGGAGGACAAGCCUCACUUCGACUCAAACACUAUCACGCCUGGCACGCCUUUCAUGGCCAAGGUGGCACAGUCGCUCCAAUACUACAUCAAAGAGCGCCUGCUUACCGAUCCCGGGUGGAAAGGCAUCAAGGUGAUCCUGUCCGACGCCAGCGUACCUGGAGAGGGCGAGCACAAGAUCAUGGACUACAUUCGAUAUCAGCGUUCUCAGCCCGAGUACGAGCCGAACACUUCGCACGUCCUCUACGGAUUGGACGCCGAUCUGAUCAUGUUGGCUCUCGCCACCCACGAGCCCCACUUCUUCAUUCUUCGAGAGAUCGUCAUGCAAGCAAACGAAAACAAUUGCUUCAUCUGUGGCCAGCCAGGCCAUCUUGCAAGCGACUGCCAGGGCAAGGCGAAGGAGAAGGGUAACGAUACCGACACCAAGGCGGCCAUCAGAAAGCCGUUCCAAUUUCUUUACGUCUCCGUACUCAGAGAGUACUUGACAAGAGAUCUGAAGCCCUCGCAAGCUCAACAGCUGCCGUUCGAGUUCGACCUGGAGCGAAUCAUCGACGACUUCGUUUUCAUGUGCUUCUUCGUGGGUAACGAUUUCCUGCCUCACCUGCCUACGCUUGAGAUCAGAGAGAACGCCAUCGACAUGCUGGUGCGAAUCUACAAGCGGAUAUUGCCCACCCUGGGCGGCUACCUCACACACGACGGUGAAGUCGACCUGCGCAGAGUCAAGGUGCUCAUGGAGGAGGUCGGCCGGCUCGAGGACUCCAUUCUCGUGGAGCGAAGAAGGAAAGAGCAAAGGGCCAAGGAGAACCGAAGACGGGGCCGGGAGCGAAGAAAGCGGCAGAGAGAGGAUCUGGAGAACUUCAUCGCCAACCCGAAGGACCAGGAGGCCAACACAGGAGGCAAACGAGCCAAGCACUUCGAGGCAGGCAAGGAGGAGCUCAUCACGCCCUCCAACCUCGAUGCUGCCGCUGCCCUCAAGAAGCAGCUCUUCGGCGAUGACGACGGCACCACGCAAACGGAAACGGAAAUGGUUACGGAGAAGAAGCCACCAGCCGAGAUCCAAUCGGCCAGCGCUGCCUACAAGACUGCCAUCGCCGCCCAAGGCAAACCCCGCGACCCCGAUGAAGAGGAGCCAGAGAUACCGGACGACGUGCGUCUGGGUGACCCCGGCUGGAAGGAGCGAUAUUACAAGCUCAAGUUCGAUGUCGAGAUUACCGACAAGGAGUUCAUCAAGAAGGUGGCCAUGGAGUACACGGAAGGCCUUGUCUGGGUGCUGAGAUACUAUUACCAGGGCUGUUCGUCGUGGGGCUGGUUUUAUCCCUUCCACUACGCUCCCUUCGCCGACGACAUGACUCUCAUCGACGACGAGUCCCCCAAGCACGAACUUGGAAAACCGUUCAAGCCCUUUGAGCAGCUGAUGGGCGUGUUGCCGGCUGAGUCCGGUACCUGUCUGCCCAUGAAGUGCCAGGUCAUGAUGCGCCAUCCUCAGUCGCCCAUCAUCGACUUCUACCCCAACGAUUUCGCCCUCGACAUGAACGGCAAGCGCUGGGCUUGGCAAGCGGUGGCUCUCCUGCCCUUCAUCGAUGAGAACCGAUUGAAGGAGGUCAUGAAGGAGUGCGAACCGCACUUCUCGGCCGAGGAGCAGGAGCGCAACAAGCUCGGGAACCACUUGAUCUUCGUGCACGCCUCCCAUCCGCUCGCGUCGACCUUCAAGGCUCUGGAGGACGACUCCUUGGCGCCGGCCGCUGCCACCCCCGCGGAGGGAGACAGUGUCGCCUACUUGAGCGCUACCCCGCAGGAAGAGACCAAGUCGGCUGUUCCCUCGAACGACCAGGAGCCUAUCGAGCACAUGGGCAAGAAGCUGCCCAUUCCGGCGGACCUCUCGGGAGGGCUGACCGGGUUCCUCUCGCGCACGGAGAAGUUCUCGACGCCCAUCGGCGGCACGAUCCAAAGUCCGCUGAACGUGAUGCCCGACGUGAAGAACAACCAGUCCUACUGCGCCUUUUACCACUACCCGGCCGUGCCCAAGGACUACGUCUUCCCGGCCAAGCUCCUCCCCAACGUCACGAUGCCGGCCCCGAUCCUCACCGAGGAGGACCUCUCCGACCGCAGGCAGAUGCAGAUCAGUAGGGAGGGAGUCGGGCGGGUGAUGGGCCAUCACCAGCGCACACCCUCGGACCCGGGCCUGCUCGGCAACAACCCCCAGGGAGGUGGCGGAAGAGGCGGCUACCAGGGCUACCAAGGCGGAGGCCACUAUGACCGGCCACCUCGGCGCUCGUACGAGAACGAUCGUGGCGGCGAUUACCAGCGCGGCGGAUACGGCGGUGGUGGAGGCAGGGACAACUACCAAGGCGGCCGAGGCGGCCGAUACGGUGGGGGCGGCGGCGAUCGAUAUGGCGGCGACCGCUACGGUGGCGGAGACGGCGAUCGAUACGGCGGCGGCGGCGGCGGCGGCGGCGAUGGGGGCAAGGCGGCGGCGGUUACAGCGGAGGCGAUCGAUAUGGCGGCGGCGACCGCUACGGUGGCGGAGACGGCGAUCGAUACGGCGGUGGCGGAAGAGACAACGAUCGCUAUAGCAACCGAGACAACUACGGCAGAGACAACUACGGCCGGGACAGAUACGACGGCGGUGGUGGACGGGGCGGUUACGGCGGUGGUGGACGAGGCGGCUAUGGCGGCGGCGGCGGCGGAGCUUACGCCGCGCCCCAGGCGCCCUACGGCCAGCAGCCUGCGCCAGCCCCUGCGCCCUACUACGCGCAGCAGGCCGCCCCCGGGGCCUAUACGCCCCAGCCCCCGGCGCCCUACGGUCAGCCGCAGCAGCCGCAGCAGCAGGCCUACUCGCCCUACGGGGUUCCGGCGGCCCAGGCGCCCUACAACCCCUACGCUCCGGCCGUUCCCGCCGCAGCGCCCGGCUACGGAGCACCGGCGCCCCAGGCCCAGGCCUGGCCCCAGCAACCACAGGCUCCUCAGGCCCAGCCAGGAGCGGACCCGCAGGCACAGGCGCAGGCGAUUCUGGCUCAGUUGCAGCAGCUGGUGCAGAUGCAGAAUCUUGCCGGCCUGCAGCAGCAGCGCCCACCGCAGUAAUCUCUCUCUCCCCCCUUGGCACCAGCCACCCAGGGCCAUGGCUGCAAUAAACAUGUUGGCUCUUGCAAGUUUGGCACGCCUCUGCGCGUGUGUGCGUGUGCGGUGGUGCGUGCGGUGGACCAAAAAAGGAAAAGCAUAG
This is a messenger RNA of Acanthamoeba castellanii str. Neff, 3333 nucleotides long. RefSeq names its product exoribonuclease, putative. The transcript has 15 exons. The record is from RefSeq and is a predicted model, not a curated record. Gene Ontology annotation, molecular function: RNA binding; 5'-3' RNA exonuclease activity; zinc ion binding. Gene Ontology annotation, biological process: nuclear-transcribed mRNA catabolic process. The coding region runs from base 1 to 3333 and encodes 1110 amino acids. Gene Ontology annotation, cellular component: nucleus. Lineage: Eukaryota; Discosea; Longamoebia; Acanthamoebidae.